GCCAAACGUCAAUCGUCAAUUUUUGUCAUGAGUUUUGUUUAUUUUUUUAAUACUUACCCUUUACAGAUUUUUCCUCUUUUUAACUAUUAAAAAAGGAGAAAAACAUUUCGGGUCUCACGUCUCACCUAUGAAGUCUACCCAUAUAUAAAAGGAAUAGGUUCUAAAGAGCAUUGAAUGAAUUAAGUAUUUUCUUCAUAGAAAAAUGAGCAAUCCAGGAAAUGAUAAUAAUCAACCUAAUGUAGAUUUAAGCAAGCCUCCUCCGGGUUAUGUGCCUAGGGCAUACAGGAGAACUGGUUAUUCAUGGACAGAUUACCAAAAUUCUUCAAAUCAGAGCACAGGAAGAGGUACACCAAAUAAUCGACAAACACCUAAUUCAUAUAAUAGGUAUGCUGAGAAUUCUCAGAUAAAAUUAGAAAAGGAUGUUAGCAAGCCAGGGUCAAGUAACGCUACAUUUAACAGUGCAAAUCAGUCCAACUUUCAAAAUGGUUUCUAUGCAAAUUACCUUCUUCAACCACCUCCUCCUCCGCCUCCAACAGAUUCAACCUCAUCUUCAGCCAAGGAAGCCCCUUCGCCUAAUCCUAGUCAAAAUUACUACUCCGACUUGUAUAAUACGUUGUAUGCUGCACCGCCUCGCUCUCAAACUGCUAUAGGAGCUAGACCGACCGUUAGUCCCAAACCUGCAGAGGAGUAUAAGGGCCAGUAUAACAGAAAGUAUAAAGGAUAUUACAAUUACAAUAGAUCUGGUCGCAAUUAUUAUCCCUAUACUAAGAAUAGACAAACGGCACCGAAGCCUCACGAGCCGCUGAAUAAAGGUAAGAAGAAAAAACCGCUGUCCCAAAGCAUGCCGUCGACAAGGGGCUGGACGCUGGAGCAGGCGAAGAGGGCCCUGGCAGUGGAAACGGAGUACAACAGGCGGCACAAGAGCCAGUCUUUGAUUGUGAAAUUUCCCGACAAGGAACUGAACAGGGAAAUUGUGUCCAAGCUGCACGGCCAGAUCGACCACGUAUACUUUCAGUUGCCCUGCACGCCGCGCUUCUGUUUCGUCACACUAAAGGAAGAUGCCAACGUGGGCAAGGUCAUGGAAGAACUGAACCAAAUCAAGUUUGGCGACGGAUAUUUGACGGUGGAGCCCAAGAAGGACAGGGAGGAAGAUUUAAGACUGGGUCCCGAAGAUAUCGAUCCAUUAACUUUGUAUGUGGGCAAUCUAGCUCAGGAGGUUACGGUAGAAAAAGUUCACAAGGCUUAUCCGAAAAAUAAGAGGGUGGACAUAGGUUUCGCGAAGAAGAUGAAGUACACGAGGUACGCGUUUGUCUCUUUUCACACAGUCGAUGACGCCAUCGAAGCCUUUCAAAAAACUCGCGCCGAGGAAAUGUAUGCCAAAACUAUAAUAGUCCGAUUCAGAAGACUGCACGGUACAGUAGGUCUGCCGGGCGAGCCGAAACCGCAAAACACGAAGAAGAAUUCGCCAGAAGGUCGGGCCGCGACCAGCCACGAGAAGAAGAACCCGUUCGACGAUUUGUUCGGGUUCAAAGAGGAACAGCCAGACCCCUACGAGGAAGAUGCUAUCACGGACUUUGACAGUUUGAAUCUGUUGGCGAGCGCGCCGCCAAGCGAGUUCGACCGCGUCUCGGUCGCCGGUUUCCCGGAUUCGCUUGUUCCGGAGGCAGAGCCGGUCUCGCCGGAACCGGUCCUGGCCAAGAUCAAGACGGAACCGCUGGACGACGAGGACAUGGCGCCCGCGGACCAUCCUGACGACGCGCCACUGCAUCAUGAAUCGGACCCGGCUAGUGAGAACAUCCAAAUCCCGUUCAUUAAAAAAGAAGAGGACAUCUUUGACGAUAAAUCACAAACCAUCCAUAAUGACGAUAAAGUUGAUAGCCCGGACUCUCUUCAGCACCUCCUCAGAUUAUUAGAUGACGAGAUUAAUCCUGGUGUGAAAGAAUUAUCCGUAUCAUCAGUAACAUAAUGGUGUACAACAGAAUCACAAUAUGUGAUAUUUUACCUAUGCUAUUUAAAUAACAGCUAUCGUUUUAUGUUUUAAAUUAAGAGUAUUUUUAAAUAUUUAAGUUUAUUAUGUAUUACAUUAUGGUAGGAAUAAAAUAUUUUGACUGUACUCUCUACUAGGGUUUACUGCGUUGCUGUUUUAAACAAUUGAUACAUAAUAUGUUAAUAUGUAUGUUAUUAUUAAUAAAUGAUAUAAAUUAGA
Molecule: messenger RNA, 2206 nt
Organism: Sitophilus oryzae (rice weevil)
Lineage: Eukaryota; Metazoa; Arthropoda; Insecta; Coleoptera; Curculionidae
Gene: Pof
Exons: 12
Coding region: 203-1966 (587 amino acids)
Molecular function (GO): RNA binding
Source: RefSeq, a predicted model, not a curated record